This is a messenger RNA of Caenorhabditis auriculariae, 267 nucleotides long. NCBI's taxonomy places the organism in Eukaryota, Metazoa, Nematoda, Chromadorea, Rhabditida, Rhabditidae. The record is from the annotation of a GenBank genome assembly.
AUGAGCGAUGGACGAGCCGUGUCAACACAGGCCGUCCAUCUGGACAGCAAAUCCGAACUACGGCAGAAGAAGAAGAAGAAGAAGAAGAAGACGUCGCGUACAGACUCUAAUCGAUAUUGUCGCAAUCAAUUAUCAGAGGGGCGGCCAGAGGGACAGAAGACAACAGGUUUCCGCCCACUUUCUUGUCCGUCGAUCAAGUCAAUUAUUGCAGCAGGUGAUCGUCGUUGUUUUCAGAAAACCAUGGCACGAAACCGAGAGGAGCUGUAA